AUGAUUGUCUGGCAGUUACAUGAUGGCAUGAUGGCAAAAGAACUGGACUAUGGAGUAACAUCAAUAGCCAUCUCAGUGACGAAAGGACACAAUGCCCUCCUACACAUCUCAGCAGGACACAAUGCCCUCCUACACAUCUCAGCAGGACACAAUGCCCGCCUACACAUCUCAGCAGGACACAAUGCCCUCAUACACAUCUCAGCAGGACACAAUGCCCGCCUACACAUCUCAGCAGGACACAAUGCCCUCCCACACAUCUCUGCAAGUCACAAUGCCCUCCCACACAUCUCAGCAGGACACAAUGCCCUCCCACACAUCUCAGCAAGACACAAUGCCCUCCCACACAUCUCUGCAAGACACAAUGCCCUCCCACACAUCUCUGCAAGACACAAUGCCCUCCCACACAUCUCAGCAGGACACAAUGCCCUCCUACACAUCUCUGCAAGACACAAUGCCCUCCCACACAUCUCAGCAGGACACAAUGCCCUCCCACACAUCUCUGCAGGACACAAUGCCCUCCUACACAUCUCUGCAAGACACAAUGCCCUCCCACACAUCUCUGCAAGACACAAGGCCUCCCACUCAUCUCAGCAGGACACAGUGCCCUCCCACACAUCUCUGCAAGACACAAUACCCUCCCACACAUCUUUGCAAGACACAAUGCCCUCCCACACACCUCAGCAGGACACAAUGCCCUCCCACACAUCUCUGCAAGACACAAUGCCCGCCUACACAUCUCAGCAAGACACAAUGCCCUCCUACACAUCUCAGCAAGACACAAUGCCCUCCUACACAUCUCUGCAAGACACAAUGCCCGCCUACACAUCUCAGCAGGACACAAUGCCCGCCUACACAUCUCAGCAAGACACAAUGCCCGCCUACACAUCUCAGCAGGACACAAUGCCCGCCUACACAUCUCAGCAAGACACAAUGCCCUCCUACACAUCUCAGCAAGACACAAUGCCCUCCCACACAUCUCUGCAAGACACAAUGCCCUCCUACACAUCUCAGCAAGACACAAUGCCCGCCUACACAUCUCUGCAAGACACAAUGCCCUCCUACACAUCUCAGCAAGACACAAUGCCCUCCUACACAUCUCUGCAAGACACAAUGCCCGCCUACACAUCUCAGCAGGACACAAUGCCCGCCUACACAUCUCAGCAGGACACAAUGCCCGCCUACACAUCUCAGCAGGACACAAUGCCCGCCUACACAUCUCAGCAGGACACAAUGCCCUCCUACACAUCUCAGCAAGACACAAUGCCCGCCUACACAUCUCAGCAGGACACAAUGCCCUCCUACACAUCUCAGCAGGACACAAUGCCCGCCUACACAUCUCAGCAGGACACAAUGCCCUCCUACACAUCUCAGCAGGACACAAUGCCCUCCUACACAUCUCAGCAGGACACAAUGCCCUCCUACACAUCUCAGCAGGACACAAUGCCCUCCCACACAUCUCUGCAAGACACAAUGCCCGCCUACACAUCUCAGCAGGACACAAUGCCCUCCCACACAUCUCUGCAAGACACAAUGCCCACCUACACAUCUCAGCAAGACACAAUGCCCUCCUACACAUCUCUGCAAGACACAAUACCCGCCUACACAUCUCAGCAGGACACAAUGCCCGCCUACACAUCUCAGCAGGACACAAUGCCCGCCUACACAUCUCAGCAGGACACAAUGCCCGCCUACACAUCUCAGCAGGACACAAUGCCCUCCUACACAUCUCAGCAAGACACAAUGCCCGCCUACACAUCUCAGCAGGACACAAUGCCCGCCUACACAUCUCAGCAGGACACAAUGCCCUCCUACACAUCUCAGCAGGACACAAUGCCCGCCUACACAUCUCAGCAGGACACAAUGCCCUCCUACACAUCUCAGCAGGACACAAUGCCCUCCUACACAUCUCAGCAGGACACAAUGCCCUCCCACACAUCUCUGCAAGACACAAUGCCCGCCUACACAUCUCAGCAGGACACAAUGCCCGCCUACACAUCUCAGCAGGACACAAUGCCCUCCUACACAUCUCAGCAGGACACAAUGCCCACCUACACAUCUCAGCAGGACACAAUGCCCUCCUACACAUCUCAGCAGGACGCAAUGCCCUCCCACACAUCUCAGCAGGACACAAUGCCCACCUACACAUCUCAGCAGGACACAAUGCCCUCCUACACAUCUCAGCAGGACGCAAUGCCCUCCCACACAUCUCAGGAAGACACACUGCACUCCCACACAUCUCAACAAGACACAAUGCCCUCCCACACAUCUCUGCAAGACACAAUGCCCGCCUACACAUCUCAGCAGAACACAAUGCCCGCCUACACAUCUCAGCAGGACACAAUGCCCUCCCACACAUCUCUGCAAGACACACUGCACUCCCACACAUCUCAACAAGACACAAUGCACUCCCACACAUCUCAGGAAGACACACUGCACUCCCACACAUCUCUGCAAGACACAAUGCCCGCCUACACAUCUCAGCAGGACACAAUGCCCGCCUACACAUCUCAGCAGGACACAAUGCCCGCCUACACAUCUCAGCAGGACACAAUGCCCUCCCACACAUCUCUGCAAGACACACUGCACUCCCACACAUCUCAUCAAGACACAAUGCACUCCCACACAUCUCAGGAAGACACAAUGCACUCCCACACAUCUCUGCAAGACACAAUGCCCGCCUACACAUCUCAGCAGGACACAAUGCCCGCCUACACAUCUCAGCAGGACACAAUGCCCUCCUACACAUCUCAGCAGGACACAAUGCCCGCCUACACAUCUCAGCAGGACACAAUGCCCUCCCACACAUCUCUGCAAGACACAAUGCCCUCCUACACAUCUCAGCAGGACACAAUGCCCUCCUACACAUCUCAGCAGGACACAAUGCCCUCCCACACAUCUCUGCAAGACACAAUGCCCGCCUACACAUCUCAGCAGGACACAAUGCCAGCCUACACAUCUCAGCAGGACACAAUGCCCUCCUACACAUCUCAGCAGGACACAAUGCCCACCUACACAUCUCAGCAGGACACAAUGCCCUCCUACACAUCUCAGCAGGACGCAAUGCCCUCCCACACAUCUCAGCAGGACACAAUGCCCACCUACACAUCUCAGCAGGACACAAUGCCCUCCUACACAUCUCAGCAGGACGCAAUGCCCUCCCACACAUCUCAGGAAGACACACUGCACUCCCACACAUCUCAACAAGACACAAUGCCCUCCCACACAUCUCUGCAAGACACAAUGCCCGCCUACACAUCUCAGCAGAACACAAUGCCCGCCUACACAUCUCAGCAGGACACAAUGCCCUCCCACACAUCUCUGCAAGACACACUGCACUCCCACACAUCUCAACAAGACACAAUGCACUCCCACACAUCUCAGGAAGACACACUGCACUCCCACACAUCUCUGCAAGACACAAUGCCCGCCUACACAUCUCAGCAGGACACAAUGCCCGCCUACACAUCUCAGCAGGACACAAUGCCCGCCUACACAUCUCAGCAGGACACAAUGCCCUCCCACACAUCUCUGCAAGACACACUGCACUCCCACACAUCUCAUCAAGACACAAUGCACUCCCACACAUCUCAGGAAGACACAAUGCACUCCCACACAUCUCUGCAAGACACAAUGCCCGCCUACACAUCUCAGCAGGACACAAUGCCCGCCUACACAUCUCAGCAGGACACAAUGCCCUCCUACACAUCUCAGCAGGACACAAUGCCCGCCUACACAUCUCAGCAGGACACAAUGCCCUCCCACACAUCUCUGCAAGACACAAUGCCCUCCUACAAAUCUCAGCAAGACACAAUGCCCUCCCACACAUCUCAGGAAGACACAAUGCACUCCCACACAUCUCUGCAAGACACAAUGCCCGCCUACACAUCUCAGCAAGACACAAUGCCCUCCUACACAUCUAAGGAAGACACAAUGCACUCCCACACAUCUCAGCAGGACACAAUAUACUCCCACACAUCUCAGCAGGACACACUGCACUCCCACACAUCUCAGCAGGACACACUGCACUCCCACACAUCUCAGGAAGACACACUGCACUCCCACACAUCUCAGGAAGACACACUGCACUCCCACACAUCUCAGGAAGACACACUGCACUCCCACACAUCUCAGGAAGACACACUGCACUCCCACACAUCUCAGGAAGACACACUGCACUCCCACACAUCUCAGGAAGACACACUGCACUCCCACACAUCUCAGGAAGACACACUGCACUCCCACACAUCUCAGGAAGACACAAUGUACUCCCACACAUCUCAGCAGGACAAUAUACUCCCACACAUCUCAGCAGGACACAAUACUGGUAGCAGUGUGGCGGCUCGCACUGUUGGCAGUGAGACGGCCCACUUUGGUGGCAGUGUGAUGACCUACACUGGUGGCGGUGUGAUGGUCCACACUAGUGGCAGUGUGACGGCCCAAACUGGUGACAGUUUGACGGUCCUCACUGGUGGCAUUGUGACGGCCCACACUGACGGUAGUGUGACUUUCCACACUGGUGGCAGUGUGUCGGCCCAAACUGGUGGUAUUGGGAUGGUUCACACUGGUGGCAGUGUGACGGCCCACACUGGUGGUAGUGUGACGGCUCACACUGGUGGUAUUGUGACGGCCCACACGGGUGGUAUAACAAUUGUCUUAAAGAAGAAAAAUGAAGAUGGUCUAGCUGAUGAUGUCACUGACCAUUAG
Procambarus clarkii (red swamp crayfish) is the source of this 4704-nucleotide messenger RNA. The record is from RefSeq and is a predicted model, not a curated record. Lineage: Eukaryota; Metazoa; Arthropoda; Malacostraca; Decapoda; Cambaridae.